This is a messenger RNA of Clunio marinus, 216 nucleotides long. The record is from the annotation of a GenBank genome assembly. NCBI's taxonomy places the organism in Eukaryota, Metazoa, Arthropoda, Insecta, Diptera, Chironomidae.
AUGUUUUUAAUAAUUCCAUUAGUCACUAAGCAAUUUUAUCGUGUAGUUCACUAUACCUAUAAUCAAUAUUUACCAAAUAUUCCAUACAAUAAUAAAAUGAAGAGUUUUAUUGGCAUAUCUUCAAGCGCCGUCGGACUUUUUUCAUUUAAUAUUGAAGGUGUAAGGGACAGGCACGGAAUUGUGAUCGAUUUUUAUGAUGAAAUUAGAUUACGGUAG